GAUUAAUUCUCAGUUUCGGACGUGUCUCGACGAACACAUAAGCUCGAUUCAAAAUUUUAACCAAACACGCUACACAGUCGCACACUCGUUCCUCGUUACCUGCAUUCGAUUUUCUUCUCUUCUUCACUCGCCAUUGCAAUUGAUGCACUUUCGUGCCCUAACUCCAAACACCGAUGUCGAAAUCUCCUCCCUGUACCUACUGCGGCCGAGCCUCCUUCAUCCGUGAUGAUAUCUCCGGCGAGUUAAUCUGCUCCUCGUGCGGCGGCGUCCAGCAAUUCGACCAAUUCGACGCCCAAAUUGGCGGCAUCGACGGUCCUCAGGGAACCUUCAUCCAUGUCGGCACCGCUGGUUCAGGUAGCCUCUACUCCUACCGCGAGAGAAAACUCUUCGCGGCGCAAAACCUAAUCGACGAAGUAACCAACCAGUUAGGGUUAUCUUCCAAGAGCGGCGACGUGAGAAGCAUGAUAUCCACCAUCACCGAGGGCGAGUUCGGACAGGGCGAGUGGUUCCACGUGCUCAUCGGCGCGUGCGCGUAUGUUGUCAUGCGAAAAGAGGAUCGACCCUUGCCCAUGGCGGAAGUCGCCUCCGCGAUAGGGUGUGAUGUUUACGAAAUCGGGAGAAUGAUUUUACGCGUUGUUGAUUUUUUGAAUCUGAGGCCUGAUUUUCCUGAGUUUGAUAUUGUGCAUUUGCUGGAACGGACGAUUAGGAAUUGUAACGGUUUUGCCUCUGUUGAGAGGGAUUUGAUUGAGAGGAUGAGGAAGCAGGGGGUAUUUUUGAUUCAGUGUGCGGUGAAGUGGUAUCUAAGCACCGGGCGGCGGCCAGUGCCGUUGGUGGUGGCGGUGUUGGUUUUCGUGGCAGAGUUGAAUGGGGUUGGGGUGGGGAUGGAAGAAUUAGCUAAGGAGGUUCAUGCUAAGGUUUCCACAUGUAGGGCUAGGUAUAAAGAGUUGCUUGAGACACUUGUGAAGGUUGCACAGGUGUUGCCUUGGGGGAAGGAUGUUACCGUGAAGAACAUUGUUAAGAAUGCACCGAUUGUGAUUCAGUAUAUGGAGAGGAAGGCUAUGUUGAAGCCUGGGAAGAAGAGGGAGGGUCUUGAUCGGGCUGCGGUGGAUUUGGAGGAUGUGGUUGCUGAAUGCUUGAGAAAUGAUGGUGAAUUUGAAUAUGGGGUUGAUGGCAUGACUAAAAGGAAGGAUUCACAGUAUUUUUCGUUGGAGAGUAAUGCUGGUAGAGUGGGUGGUGGGGAUUCUGAUGGGCUGCAGAUUUCGCCUGAAUGCUUGUCAUUGCUGUAUAAGAAGUUUUUGGAUGAAAAUUGUUGUAUUGAGUCUCUGAGAGGGAGUGGGAAUGCUCAGAAAAGGAGGGUUUUACGGUUUGAUCUGCUAGAGUGUAGGGAGUGGUGGGAUGGGAAAUCUGAACUGAGCAAGAAGCUUCUGCUUAAUCGUUUAUUGGAGAAGGAUGUUGGAGUGGAUACCAUGCCACCAUCGUUUGUCAAUGGUCAAUUGAAAUGUGAAAUGAGGAGGGAAAGGAUCAAUGCUGCUAAGGUUCGAAUAAAAAGAAUUAUGCAUCCGUCAGAUGCUGAUCUGGGUGAUGCUGAGAUUCCUUGCCCUUUAGAUAGCUCUUAUCCUGAAAGAAGAAGGAAGAAGAGAAAAGGAAUGGUAGUUGAUGAUGUUGAUUGGGAAGACUUAAUUAUUGAAACCCUUGUUCUUCAUCGAGUGAAAGAAGAGGAAAUUGAGAAGGGACAUUACAAUACCUUACUGGAUCUACAUGUGUUUAACUCUGGCAUUGUAUGAGAGGUUUCAGGUAUACAGGCAUUUUGUGAGAAGUUUCAGAUAUACUACUACCCAUUGACACUUUUGUCCCAGACAACCAUCAUAUGCUAGAGCAGCAGAUAUUAUCUUGCUGCAAAUUUUUGUACUAGCAAUUUUUAUAUAUGGAUUGGUAAUGGAAAUGACCUUUCUUUACUUCUUGA
Molecule: messenger RNA, 1963 nt
Organism: Glycine soja
Lineage: Eukaryota; Viridiplantae; Streptophyta; Magnoliopsida; Fabales; Fabaceae
Product: plant-specific TFIIB-related protein PTF2
Exons: 1
Coding region: 174-1784 (536 amino acids)
Biological process (GO): DNA-templated transcription initiation; transcription by RNA polymerase III; transcription preinitiation complex assembly
Cellular component (GO): nucleus; transcription factor TFIIIB complex; transcription preinitiation complex
Molecular function (GO): RNA polymerase III type 3 promoter sequence-specific DNA binding; RNA polymerase III general transcription initiation factor activity
Source: RefSeq, a predicted model, not a curated record